Messenger RNA from Heterobilharzia americana, 1678 nucleotides. NCBI's taxonomy places the organism in Eukaryota, Metazoa, Platyhelminthes, Trematoda, Strigeidida, Schistosomatidae. The record is from the annotation of a GenBank genome assembly.
GUUCAAGUUAAUCAACAACACAGUUCCUUUAGUUACUCUAGUACAACGUAAAUUUUAUGUUUGACAUUAUUUAUUACUUGAAAAUCUUCAAGAAAUGAUUCGACGAGAAAUAAUUAGAAGCGAUAAAAGGAUAAUUGCGACAAAUAUUAAAGGUGUUGUUAAGUGGUUCAAUGUUAGAAGUGGCUAUGGUUUUAUAAAUCGUCUUGAUACAAAAGAGGAUAUAUUUGUACAUCAGAGUGCAAUAUUGAAAAAUAAUCCUAACAAGUGGCAAAGAUCACUUGGUGACGGUGAAGAAGUUGAGUUUGACAUAGUUCAAGGGGAUAAAGGUUUCGAGGCAGUACAUGUAACUGGUCCAUGUGGAAAUAUGGUGCAAGGAAGUAAAUAUGCCAGUGAUAGACGUCCUUACGGAUUAAGAUCAUUUGGACCUAGAGGAAACUGUCAGCUUUUCUAUGCUAGACAACCUGCAUUUUCACUGACUAAAGGUUAUCCGGAAGCUGUAUUCACAAGAUUAUCAUCAAACAGAUCUCAUGUAGCUUCUCCUGCUGAUGAUCAUAGCUGUGAAGCAGACACCAGAAAUAUUCAAAAACCUCGACUCUCUAGAAAUCAGUUCUUCCCAUCACAGUCAGAAUUGGUACCAUUAAUGCCCCUCAAUCAAAAUGUAUUUCUUCCAAGGAGGCCAUCACAUCUACGUAAGCCAUUAGCAUAUCGUGGACGCUAUUAUGGACCACCACUAUUAUGUGGUUAUAGCCGGGGAGCUUAUCAGUGGAAAAGAAGACUUCCUAAUAUUUAUAAACCUAAUGCCAACCAUUUUAAUCGGUUUCACAUAGUAAGCAAAAAUUCCAACUUUUCCAAUACAAUUGCUUCGCAUCCACGUUAUCCACUUGUGCCAUGUAGUAUUGGUCGUCGUUUCGAGCCACCAGUAUUAUCCUUACCAUAUCCUUAUAUAAGACGAUAUCGAAGUAUCCAUGGUAGAUUACUGUUUAACUCUAGACGAGGUUGUUAUACUAUUAAUCCCAACAUUUCCUCUAUACAAAGAUGUAAAGAAUCUAAAAAACUAUCAAUUCAAAAGAAAACAGAAAAAUCGAUGCAAGAUAAAACAAUUUCAUCGAAUGAAAAAGCAAACGAAAUAAUAAGUACGAAUGCAUUUGAAAAAUCUACAUUUGAGUCUAACGAAGAAAUACAACCCACAGGAAAAGAAAAUAAUAUGGUAAGCUAUAUAAAAACAACUUAUCAAACGCUUACGUUUCAACCACAGACAAAUGGACAAAAUAAAAAACAGUCGAUAAAAACUUCUGAGAGAACAGCACCAAAAGUAGAUCCUAGUGGUGAUUCACCAGAGCUUAGAAAAGAAACAGAUGAAGAAACAGAUCAGUCUUUAGAAAAAUGUAGCCAUAAAUCAGAAGUAUUGGAAGCAAAAAAUGACAACGCUAAAUCAAUAGAUUCACCAGUAUUGAUGGAUGAAAUUUUAUCUGAAUUGCCUAAAUUACAGCUUACAAAUGCAUAGAGAUGAUGAUGGGGUUUUGGAAAAUGAAAAGGUUAUGCAUGGAUUAUUUGUAUAGGCAAAAAUAACUAUAGUCUGUGAAGAGAUUAGAUUUUGCCGCAUAUUAUCAACAUUAUUAUAUUCGUUUUUUUGCUUGUCAUUUAAAAUUACUUUAUUAUAACCUUUAAAAUGUUUUUA